AUGCCAAGGGUCAGGAGGCGAAUACUCAUUGAUGAUGAAAUUGAAGACACUCCUGCUCGAACCUCCACCACCGAGCCUGUUUUGAUUUAUUCUGACGAGGACACCGAACCAAGAGAUAAUAAUAAGUCAAUUCAGCAUCUUUUUGAUAGUGGUUUCGGAAGUGACGAGCUCGACCCUGUUUUUGAUGAAGCUCCUCUUACCUCAUUCGUUCCUAUUUCCUCCAUUCCACUGCCAACCAUAAGUAUUUCUUUACCAAUUUUGACGACUUCCGUUCUUUUGCCAGUUUCUACUGCUCCUAUGUCCGUUCCUACGUUGGUUUCUACAUCUUCUCCUUCCAUUCCUGUUUCUGCAUCUUCUCCUUCCAUUCCUUCCAUUGCUACUCUUCCCUCUGUUCAUCAUACAGAGACGGGUUCUAGCAGUGGAAGUAUGACUAUGAGAAGUGUUACUCUGAAAGUUCCUGCCAACCAUAGCCUCUUGAGAAAGACUGAACAAUUAUCAAAGACUAGUGAAGAAGUUAGGGAGCUGAAGACACUUUUGGCUAAGAAAGAAGAGUAUGCAGGAGAGUUAGUGCAAAGCUUGACUCAAGCUGACUUACAGACCUCCUCUGACGAGAUUCAUGCCUUGAAGACUGAGCACCAAAUCUUGAAAAACGAUCUUGCUAUGUGGGAAAAGGAAUAUGGGCUUCUGGAAGAGAACUUCAACAUAGAAGUGAGUUGGGCUUUCCUAAAAUCUCGCCGUGAUGCUUUAAUGGAAGCUGCUCAGGAAGGCUUUGACUUGCAGUCUGAACUGGCCAAAGUCGUAGAUACCAUCGAGAAAAGUCAACAAUCUACUGAUACUCCUUCUCCUGUACUUGAAGCUCCUGGAACGGAAGAACUUUUAAAUGAAGAAGUGGCUACAGCAGCAAUUGGGGUUGCAAUUCCUGCUCCCGAGGGUGAAACUUCUGAUGUUCCAAACCCUUCAGUGACUAGCUGA
Molecule: messenger RNA, 972 nt
Organism: Nicotiana tabacum (common tobacco)
Lineage: Eukaryota; Viridiplantae; Streptophyta; Magnoliopsida; Solanales; Solanaceae
Source: RefSeq, a predicted model, not a curated record